Pteropus alecto (black flying fox) is the source of this 1928-nucleotide messenger RNA. RefSeq names its product high mobility group 20A (gene HMG20A). Gene Ontology annotation, biological process: regulation of gene expression. Lineage: Eukaryota; Metazoa; Chordata; Mammalia; Chiroptera; Pteropodidae. The coding region runs from base 329 to 1372 and encodes 347 amino acids. The record is from RefSeq and is a predicted model, not a curated record. Gene Ontology annotation, cellular component: nucleus. The transcript has 9 exons.
UAGUCACGUAGUCCUUCGUCACUUUUGAACAAAAUAAUCCCUCCAUUUUUCUGAAGGUAUCGGGUGUAAUAUUUCAUUUUUCUGCUCGCCAAAACAAUUUUAAAUGUUAGUGCAAUAAGAGAAGUUGCCUAUGGGAAGAUGGUUAAGCGAUUAGAUAAAGAGAAAGAAAGGACAUCAUAAUAAAGUACUGCGGAGGAAUUUUUGUCAACCUGUGAGACAACGGAGUGAGAAGAGUGAAUGCGAUUGAGAGGGGCUUAAAGAAUUGUCUUCUGUGUAGGCGACAUUCUUUAGCCGUAGGCCCCUGCCUACGCGUAUCGUCAGAAGGGAGAUGGAAACCUUGAUGACUAGUUCCACCCUGCCUACCCUUUUUGCAGAUGAAGAUGGAUCCAAGGAGAGUAAUGAUCUGGCUACCACUGGGUUAACCCACCCAGAGGUUCCAUAUAGUAGUGGAGCCACGUCAUCCACCAACAAUCCAGAAUUUGUGGAGGAUCUCUCCCAAGGUCAGUUGCUUCAGAAUGAGUCUUCAAACACAGCAGAAGGCAAUGAACAGAGGCAUGAAGAUGAGCAAAGAAGUAAACGAGGAGGUUGGUCCAAAGGAAGAAAGAGGAAGAAACCUCUUCGAGACAGCAAUGCACCCAAAUCCCCCCUUACAGGAUACGUUCGGUUCAUGAACGAGCGUCGAGAACAACUUCGAGCAAAAAGACCAGAAGUCCCAUUUCCAGAAAUCACAAGGAUGUUAGGCAAUGAAUGGAGUAAACUCCCUCCUGAGGAAAAACAGCGCUACCUUGAUGAAGCAGACAGAGAUAAAGAGCGUUACAUGAAGGAACUGGAGCAAUAUCAGAAAACUGAGGCCUAUAAGGUUUUCAGUAGGAAAACCCAGGACCGUCAGAAAGGCAAAUCUCAUAGGCAAGAUGCAGCCAGACAGGCCACUCAUGAUCAUGAGAAAGAAACAGAGGUAAAAGAACGGUCUGUUUUUGACAUCCCUAUAUUUACAGAGGAAUUCCUGAACCACAGCAAAGCUCGGGAGGCAGAGCUCCGCCAGCUUCGCAAAUCCAAUAUGGAGUUUGAGGAGAGGAAUGCAGCCCUGCAAAAGCACGUGGAGAGCAUGCGCACAGCAGUGGAGAAGCUGGAGGUAGAUGUUAUCCAGGAGCGGAGCCGUAACACUGUCUUACAGCAGCACUUGGAGACCCUGCGGCAGGUGUUGACCAGCAGCUUUGUCAGCAUGCCCUUGCCUGGAAGUGGAGAGACACCUACAGUGGACACCAUUGACUCAUAUAUGAACAGACUGCACAGUAUUAUUUUAGCUAAUCCUCAAGACAAUGAAAACUUCAUAGCUACAGUUCGAGAAGUUGUAAACAGGCUUGAUCGUUAGAGAAUGGUGAGUGCUCAUUGAUGUCAGCACAUCUUCAAAAAUAAGAUGGCAUUAGACUUUAUCAACACCACUAAAACCCUACAAUUACAUUGAAUAAAUGAGUUGGAGACUUGAUUAAAAAUUCUUGUUGCAUAGUUGCUAAGUAAGUAAAUAAUGUUGGAAAACAGAAUCGGGACAGUUUUUUUCUCAUAUAUGCUUCAGCAUGGUUUAAUGGAAAGAGCAUGAUUUUUGUGGUUGGUUCUACUCAUUACCUGUAUUCUCUGGUGUUAGUUUCCAGAGGGUUUUGAAGAGUGAAUGAGAACCUUGGAGAAAAUUGCCCCCCAAAACAGCACUUAGAUAUAAGAACAAAAUAAAAAUCAAUUAAGCUUUCUUUUCCCUGGAAAAUAUUAAUGAUAAUUUACAACAGUAGUCAGUGAGACAUACAUAAGAAGCUUUUCAUUCACCACCCAAUUCAGGUUAACUAUGAUGUUAAAUGUUAAUGUAGACUAACCUUACAGUGAAACAGUGCCCUGAUUAAAUGGAUUAGAAAAUAAACUCUCAAUAAACAAAAAAGAGA